AUGGUGGUUCUACCAAUGAAAAGAGAAAGAGAAGGAGAAUUUGAUAUAACAACCAUGGCGAAUUACUUGAUGUUGUUUUCACGUCAAGAAAAUCAUUUUAAUACGAUGGUGAACAAUUCUCCUUCUCGAGUUUUUGAGUGCAAGACUUGCAAUAGACAAUUUCCUUCAUUUCAAGCACUUGGUGGUCAUCGAGCAAGUCAUAAGAAGCCAAGACUAAUGGGAGAAUUGAAUUUUCAUUUGCCAACUUCACCACCUAAGCCAAAAACACAUGAGUGUUCAAUUUGUGGACUUGAAUUUCCUAUAGGACAAGCUUUAGGUGGACAUAUGAGAAGGCAUAGAGGUAUGUUGAAUGAAAAUAAUAAUAAUAGUAAUAAUAAUAUUCAAGUUCCUCAUCAUGAUGUUGUGAAGAAAUCAUCAAAUAAUCCAAGAGUUUUGUGUUUGGAUUUGAACUUGACACCAUUGGAAAAUGAUUUAGAGUUCAAGUUGAAGAAGGCAAAUACUUUAGUUGAUUGCUUUUUGUGAUCAAUGAAUAAUAUUGGACCAGAUCACGAAUCUAGGAUAGGUUCUAUGAGUUCAAAUUAUCAAUUCAUCAUUUACACAUAUCCUGAACUCACUGAUUCUAGGUUCUGAAUUCAUAUCGAUAUAUAUAUAUUGCACAUAUAUCAAAAUCCCAUCUAGACAUCUAGACGUUUGAUUAUUAGUUUUUUUUUUCUAUUCUAUUUUCUUCUUAUGUAUUUUGUACUAGAUAUGGAUUUAUUUGUUCGUUUAUAUAAGGGAUCUAGGACCUUAGCCCUUGUAGAUGUAAUAUAUAGUACCAUAUUUAAUUAGUGUAAUUAAUAUAUACUUGAUGAUUGUUUUACAUUA
This is a messenger RNA of Solanum verrucosum, 864 nucleotides long. Its product is annotated as zinc finger protein ZAT12-like. Gene Ontology annotation, biological process: response to chitin. The record is from RefSeq and is a predicted model, not a curated record. The transcript has a single exon. The coding region runs from base 1 to 522 and encodes 173 amino acids. NCBI's taxonomy places the organism in Eukaryota, Viridiplantae, Streptophyta, Magnoliopsida, Solanales, Solanaceae.